AUGUAUUUUUUAAUAUCCAUCACAACAGUUUUAGCAAACUAUAAUACCUAAUAUGUUACUGAUUAUUUAAAAUUAGAGCAUAAUAAUCUUGAUGCAUCAAAGACUUAUUUAAUUUAGAUGAUCAUAACAUAAUUCCCAGUAGACAAUUAUUGCCUACCUAUUAUGUAUGUCCUAUUUAAUAAGCAAAAUUAUUAUGAUUAGUACUCAUACUCUAUUAGAGCAAAUGUCUAAUCUGUAUUCAUCUAAUAGGCUUAAAAUAUUACUAUUGAUAUUAAUUGCCUUCUUUUAGAACAUUUUAAUAAUAUUUAAGAUUUCAACAAAACUAUGCAUUUUAAUUUAACAUUAAAUGAAGCAGUAAUUAAUUAAUUUAAUAACAUUAUCUAGGUAAUCUAGUCAUAAAAAUCUUGUCACUUUCCUUAUUAUGGAUUGAGUUGUUCUUUUAAAAUGCAAAAAAUUUAAGCUGAUUAUACAAUUACUUAUAAGGUACUAAAUAACUCUUGGUUUUAUGCUUACAUAGUUCUUGAUAACCAUAAUUAUGAUGUAAGAUUUUUAUUAUUAAAAGAUUUUAAUUCAAAAUAAACAAGCUUUAUUUGGAAUUUCAUCAAUACCGGCAGAUAAACUUAACAUAACAAUUCUUCCAACAUUCUUCACCAAUUUUGAAGUUAUUGAUUCAAAAAAUUAAGAAAAAUCAAUAAGUUUGACAAGAGAAGGAAAUAUUUCAGAUUAUAUAUUUAUUUUUGGAUUAUUCAAUUUUAAUACAACUCACAAUUAAGAAAUUACCAUAUCCUUUAUGUAUUUUAUUCUAAUAUUUCUAGAUCUUUGAGUGAUAUGGAAUACUUCCCUUUAUGGGCAAUUAUAAUUUUAAUAUCUAUCUUUUUAUUUGGUAUUUUCAUGGCAUCAAUCAUAUUUUUAAGUUUUAAAAGAUAAUAUAGAAAAUUAACUUAAAUUCAACCAUCACUUGACAGAAAGAUUUUAAAUAAAUAUAUGCCAAAUAAAAUUGUUGAUUCUAAAAUGAUACAUGAAACCUGCUCUGUGUGUUUGAUAUAGUUUGAAAAUAAAGAGAAAUACCGUCACACACCUUGCAAUCAUAAUUUUCAUGAUUAAUGUUUAGCAGAUUGGUAGUGAAUUAUCUAAUUUAGGACAAUAAAAUAAGCUAACUGUCCUGUUUGUAGAUAAAGUUUAUAAGAAUUAGAUAUAUAAAAAUUAAUUAAAUAGAAAGCUUAAUAGCCUAAAAAAAAUGAAGAAGUUAAUGAAAAAGUUUAAUUAAAAGAGGAUGAUCAAUAAUAGUAAAGUGAUCGAGGAGCUUUAUAUAUUCGUUUUGUUCCAACACCAUUUAGAAUUAGUUGUAGGAUAGACUUGGAUAAUUGCCCUAAAGAAGAGCAUUCUCCUUAGAUGAUAUAAUUUGAUGGAACUCCUAAGAAUUAAAGUUAGAGAGAUCUUUACAAAAAUUAAGAUCGGAUAGUUGAAUGA
Molecule: messenger RNA, 1470 nt
Organism: Paramecium sonneborni
Lineage: Eukaryota; Ciliophora; Oligohymenophorea; Peniculida; Parameciidae
Source: the annotation of a GenBank genome assembly